Cotesia glomerata is the source of this 3113-nucleotide messenger RNA. RefSeq names its product inositol hexakisphosphate kinase 2 (gene Ip6k). Lineage: Eukaryota; Metazoa; Arthropoda; Insecta; Hymenoptera; Braconidae. Gene Ontology annotation, molecular function: inositol hexakisphosphate kinase activity. Bases 761 to 2479 code for a protein of 572 amino acids. The record is from RefSeq and is a predicted model, not a curated record. Gene Ontology annotation, cellular component: nucleus; cytoplasm. The transcript has 7 exons. Gene Ontology annotation, biological process: inositol phosphate biosynthetic process; phosphatidylinositol phosphate biosynthetic process.
CACAACAAUUUAUGCCUAGAGCAGUACUCGUAUAAUUCUUGUCCUCGAAGUUACGUGAAAGAGGGUUGUGACAUCGCAUUCGUGAGAACAAAAAACGUCGAUACAUACUGUAAUUCAAUGUAACUCGAGGUUACAGAAGACAGUUGAGGAUCACUGAUUUUCUUUCAUAUCAUGAGAUUUUUUCCUAACUGUCAUCAUUGUGUUAUUACAUAUCAGAGACUGAACAUUUGUCCCCACCAAAUUUACUACUGAUAUGAUAAUCGCGUUAACAAUUUGUUGUAAUGGUACGCAGUGUUCAGGUUCAGUUUGACAAAAAAAUUGAACGAGCGUGAGCCACAUCACUGAUAAGUUUUACUAGUGUAUGUGUAUUGCUCUAUAAACCUUGACAAUUCAAACUUUUUUUACUUUUGUUUUUGUUUUUGUUUUUUUUUCUUUUCCUGUCUUUGUUUAAUAUUAAAGCAAAGCUAAUAAAUUUUUUUUAUAAUACUGACAAUUAAAUGGUGUUUUACUUUUCACUGCCUCAGUAUAUUAAUUAAGAACUCAAGUGCAUUUUUUGGUUUUAUUUAGUGUACAACAUUGUAUGUUAAGUGUAAAUUAUUGUAUAUAAAUAUAUAUUUAUAUAUUAAUAUUGAUAAAAGACAAAAGGUUAUAAAAUAUACAACAACUCAGUGGAAGAAGUUUAAAAUUAAUUAUAAAAGCAAUUAAAUUUUUAAACAUUUGAUUGAUUAGCUAUUUGUUAUACAAACAAACGUACGUUGGUAUGGUAUACUUGACGAGUGCUUGGGGUAUGGGAGAAACUGAUCCCAAAUGUUUAAGCACCAACUUAUCCCCAAUUUCAUCCUCUACGUCUUCAUCAGCUACUGCAUUCCGUCAAGAACAUGAUGAGGAAGUUGCUCUGCACCCACUCAAUAAUCAGGUUGGAGGACACACUCGUCUGUUACUCCUCAAUCAAAAUACAAUAUGCAAGCCGUUGAAUAAAAGAGAGUUGGACUUUUAUCGAAACAUUCCUCAAGAUAUACAAAUGUUUGUCCCUAAAUUCAAAGGUGUUAUUCAGGCGUCCAGUAGUUGCGGUGAAGUAGAGAAGCGUUACAGUCCAAGUUUUAGAGAUGCUGAAAAUUCAUCACAUCAUCAGGCUCAAGUUGGCAAAAGUUCGACUAAACGAAAACGCGAUGACGUCCUUAGAAUGAAAAUUCAUCGUAAGAAUAGUACAGUUGAUGUGCUGAAACCUGAAUCACACUUGGAUAGUUCUUCAAAUAAACAAUAUUUUUUAUUAUUAGAAAAUAUAACAUGUUGUUACACUCAUCCUUGUAUAUUGGAUUUAAAAAUGGGAACAAGACAACACGGAGAUGAUGCUUCAGCAGAAAAACGUAGUAAACAAAUAGCUAAAUGUGCCGCAAGUACAUCUGCGUCUUUAGGAGUGAGGUUGUGUGGUAUGCAGGUUUAUCAAGCAGAUAUUGAUCAGUACGUGAAAAGAGAUAAAUACUGGGGCCGUGAGCUGAACGAGGAGGGUUUCAAAGCUGCACUGUAUCGCUUCUUCCACAAUGGUUACUGCCUUAGAAUUCAUGUGAUCCAGCGGGUAAUUACUCGAUUGGAAAGUCUUCGUCGAGCUAUUGAGAGACAGAGCAGCUAUCGUUUUUAUUCUUGCUCCUUGCUAGUUGUUUACGAGGGAUUUCAAAUAGAAGAUUACUCAAGUCGUUCAAGAAGUCCAUUAACAACACUCGGCGUUGAAGAAGAAUCCAAUGAAUCAUCAAGUUUUGUUGAAAAUCUUACCCAUGAUUCGGAUAGUUUCCUAGAUGGUAGCCACAGCAAUGCAUCAACGGAUUUUAAUCUUGGUCAUGAAGAAGUUAAUCAAACAAUCUUACAUCGUGCUUUUGGUGAAGCAGCGGCGCGUGGAGCGAAACAUGCUACGGGUUUUUAUCCAAUAAAUGAGGAAACUGUUUUUAUGGAUCCACCAUCUAAUUUAAUUAAUGCAACGGUGGUACCAAGUCAAGACUAUGACAGUUGGACGUUUACAGACACUCAAAGUAAUCUAAGCAGUCACAAUAUUAGUACUUCAAGCAGUAGCAGCAGUAGUAGUGAUAGUGAUAAUGAAUAUUGUUGUGUUGGUAAACACACGAUAACAAAUUCAGAUGAUAUCAGCUCAGACUUAGAUCUAGGUCGUAAAUGCUCGUUGAAAAGAACACGACCAGGCCAUAGAUUGGAUAUUUAUGAAGGUCAAAAUCAUCAAGAUGAAGAGGAAGAGCUUAAAAGCGCGACAAAGAGACUUAGAGUUAAACAUAAUAAUAAAAACCCCCCUGAAAAUGCAAUGGUCGAUGUUAGAAUGAUUGAUUUCGCGCAUACAACAUUUGAACAUAAAAUAGCCUCAAGUUCAGUAGCAUGCCAUUCUAAUUCAACAGUACAUCAAGGACCUGAUUGCGGUUUUUUAACGGGUCUUGAUAGUCUUAGAAGAUUGUUAAUGGAGAUACUUGCUGAAGGUUAACAAUUACGUUUCUUCAAUUAAUAUUUUUAGUUUCAUGAACCAUGAAAGGACAUGAACUUUUUUUGAUUUCAAACGAGAAAUAAUAAAAAAUAGAUAAAUUAUUAAAUUAUUAAAUAAUAAAAAAUAAACGUUAAAGUCAGUGUUAUACUGCAUUGAGUCAUCUGAUUGUUGGCUUGGUGCCACGUACCGAUAAAGCUCCGGUCAGUCGGGUAUUAAAAGAUUAUUAGGUGAAUCAUUAGAACCGAUCUGACAAUUGUAAUGGAUGUCUGUAAUAAAGUGGAUUAUUCUGGAAUUUUCUCCGUCGUAUAAGACACAUGUAGUAUUCCAUGAGAAAACAACGCUGUUGAAUACUUUUUUUUUGUUGUCGUAAUAAUAAAGAGAAAAUAAAAUGAAUAUUUUUUGAUUCUUAAACUCCAGAAAAAUGUAAAAAAUUAAUCUUAUCGUACUCAGAAAAAAAUUACAUAAAAUAAAAUAAUUGAUAAGAAGCGUAUAUAAUUAACGUAAAUAUUUCAUAAGCCUAUCAAGUAGAUGUUUGAUUGUUUAAAAAUAUAUUAAAUAGUCAUUUUGGCUGUAUAACUAUCAAGAUGUAUAUAUUGUAAAAAAAGAAGAGUACUGAAAAACAGAACAGAACGAA